CUCCUGCACAUACAUAUAUAUAUAUAUAUAAACACACGCAUAUAUAUAUAGGGGAUGGCCAGAGCAUCUCUCAUAGUUCAGUUACUUGCAACGUCAGCUGAAGGCAAGAGGAAGCACUAGAGAGAGCCCCCCGUUCAGCGAGUCUCUGAUGUUUAUGGACUUGACUCACUAGAAAUCUCCAGGAGAUGAUGGCAGGAAUGAAAAUCCAGCUGGUGUGCAUGAUGCUCCUGGCUUUCAGCUCCUGGAGUCUGUGCUCAGAUUCAGAAGAGGAAAUGAAAGCGUUGGAAGCAGAUUUAUUGACCAAUAUGCGUACAUCAAAGACCAGUAAGGCAAGUGUUCCCGCUUGGAAAAUGACAUUGCUAAGUGUGUGCAGUCUUAUAAAUAACCUGAACAGCCCAGAUGAGGAAGCAGGAGAGUUUCGUGAAGAAGAGCUUAUUACAAGAAGGAAAUUUCCUGCUGCCUUGGAUGGCUUUAGCUUGGAAGCAAUGCUGACAAUAUACCAGAUCCGAACUAUCUGUCGCAGCAGGGCGUUUCAACACUGGGAGUUAAUUCAGGAAGAUGUUCUUGAUGGAAAUGACAAAAAUGAAAAAGAAGAAGUAAUAAAGAGAAAAAUUCCUUACAUUCUGAAACGCCAGCUGUAUGAGAAUAAACCCAGAAGGCCCUACAUACUCAAAAGAGGUUCUUACUACUACUGAGAGGCUAUGUGAUUGUGACUUAUCAUUCUUUAAUUAAAUAUCAAAUUAUCCUUGUGUGGAAAUGUGUCAGAAUACAAUUAUUUUGUCUGCUCUACAAUUGUGGUUUAUUGGAUGUGAUUUUUCUGCAUUAAUAUAAAUUGGAUUAAAUGUUUUCAAAUAAAUCUAGAUCUUGAGCAUGAUGUGUUGUGUAUAAUUGGAUUAGAUAUUAAGUCACAUAUAGAAUGUUUUGUAAUUUUGUAAAGCACUUAAUGGGUUGUUUAAACAGUCAAAAUGUUUGACAUUUUAAACCAAAUUGUAAGAGAUUUUAACAGGGUCCUAUGGCAAAGUCUAGCCUACAUAUCAUUAGCCCCAAACAAAGUAAUAGAACUUCUUUUAUUAUUUUGCUGAACAUUUUUUUUUUAAUUGAGAGAAAUACAUGCUCUUUUCUAGACUCACUCCUGAAUCUCUCAGAUAUGGGAAGGUAGAAGUGAAUAGGAUAAUCUUAAAAGAAUAAUUAAUGAACUAUUGCUAAUUAUGCCUAUCUUAAUGUAUGAUUUUCAACUGAAUUUGUUUUUCUGUUAAAUGAACUUAAUGGUUAA
Molecule: messenger RNA, 1273 nt
Organism: Hipposideros armiger (great roundleaf bat)
Lineage: Eukaryota; Metazoa; Chordata; Mammalia; Chiroptera; Hipposideridae
Gene: NTS
Product: neurotensin
Exons: 4
Coding region: 186-695 (169 amino acids)
Cellular component (GO): extracellular region; axon terminus
Molecular function (GO): neuropeptide hormone activity
Source: RefSeq, a predicted model, not a curated record